Messenger RNA from Ophidiomyces ophidiicola, 897 nucleotides. RefSeq lists its product as uncharacterized. The record is from RefSeq and is a predicted model, not a curated record. Gene Ontology annotation, biological process: protein folding. The coding region runs from base 1 to 897 and encodes 298 amino acids. Gene Ontology annotation, cellular component: endoplasmic reticulum membrane. Lineage: Eukaryota; Fungi; Ascomycota; Eurotiomycetes; Onygenales; Onygenaceae. The transcript has 7 exons.
AUGGGGUCAACUCAGUUUGGCAAAUUUGAUAACUUUUGUCGUGAUACGACACUGCCGAUAUGCAAUAUAUUCGUGGAUAAUAACCAACCUCCAAACGCAAAGUUUGGUGGAUGCCCCUUGACCGGAAUACCUCUAAGCAAUGGCCGCCAUCUUGCAAAUCUCGGCUCGAUCCUAUUCUGUUUCCUCGCAAUAUUUAUGAGCGCCUUCUUCAUAUGGAGAUCGGAUAGAAAAAAGGCCGCAGUAGGAAGAAGGGAAAUUCAAUUGUUCCUUCUCGGCUAUAUCAUUAUCCAGAUAUGCGAAAUAUUUACUGUCGGCGGUUUCCCGCUAGAUGAUAACGUGCGAAAGGGAUUUACCGCGGUCCACCUUGCGGCCAUAUCCGCGACAACCUGGAUACUUUUUGUCAAUGCUGUCGUCGGGUUUCAAUUUAUUGAUGACGGAACUGCGAUUUCAAUUGGUCUCACUUUGACGUCUGCGGCCGUCCUUUUCGUUGGAACGGGCUAUAUCUCGCUGGACACUUCUUUCAGCUGGACAGGACAUUUUGACCCAAGCCUUUCAGGAGAUAACAAAAAUAUUGGGCUUUACGUCCUAUACCUGUUAUUUCCGUUGAUUUGCCUCGUAGGGUUUUUUGUUCUGGAGUCAAUUCUUGUCAUUAGAGUGCUUGGAGAAAAGCGCCCAAUGGUAUAUCUGUCUGUUGCCGGCCUGCUUUUCGUAAUUGCCCAAAUAUUCAACUUCGUUAUCAGCACUCAUAUUUGCCAGUCGGUAAAUGGCAAAAUCAAUGGCGCUAUGUUCGAGACAUUCUUUACCAUGCUUUCCGUCGCCAUGGUUUGGGUCUUCUGGAGUAGUAUAACGGAAGAUGACUGGCCGAUGCCCUCUGGUGGAAGUGGGGGAUACUCCUGA